CCCCACAGCCCCGCAGCAGCCACAGGGGGAACCAAAGAGACAGAAGCCUUCCCAGCUGCCCGGACCACAGACGCCAACACCCCCCCGCCCCCCACCACACGCCGCCCGCCACCACACGCCGCCCGCCCGCGCCCCGCGCCGUAGCCCACGACCGAGCAGCGGCAGCAGCAGCAGUCUGCACAGGCUGCGGCGACUCGCACCGGCGCGCUCCUGGCAGCGCUCACUUGCUAUCCCAAGUGACUUGGACUCGCCAAAUCGACUGGCCCCAGGUCCCGGCCCCAGCUUCUACUCGCGCGCUCGGCACAGAUUCCAGCGCCCACCCGCCCUCCUGUCCUUUCCCGCCUCUCCGACCCCCAGCUCGCGGGAAGGGAGGUCGCGGCAGCGGCCUGGCGGCACCGGCGACCCUGGCGACAGCGGCGACGGUGGCGGCGGCGGUGGCGGCAGCGGCUGCAGCGGCAGCGGAGGCUGCGGCGGCGACCGUGGCAGAGGCUGUGGCGGAGGCCUCCGUAGCGGAGGCGGAAGCUGAGGUGGAGACUGCGGUGGAGGCCGAGGCCUCAGUAGAGGAGGCAGUGGCGGAGGCCACCCGCGGGGAGGCGACGGCCUCCCUGGCAGAGGGGGAGGAGGCGGAGGCCGCCCUGGCGGCAGCGGUUUUGGAGGCCAGUGCGGCUGAAGCCGGAGCUGCCGCUGCCACCGCCGCCGCCGCUGCCGCCGCCGCCGCCGCCGCAGCCGCGGCAGCCGCAGCAGCCGCAGUGGAGGCUGCGGCGCCCUCCUUGGGGGAGGCGGAUACGGAUGCGGAGGUGGCGGCGGCGGUGGCGGCGGCGGCGGCGGCGGCGGCUGCAGCUGCGCAUGCAGCUGCGGAUGCGGAGACCAACCGGGACUCCGAGGGGAACCCAGACUUUCCUAUGGCCUCGCUGUACGUGGGCGACCUGCACCCUGAAGUGACAGAGGCAAUGCUGUACGAGAAGUUCAGCCCGGCCGGGCCCAUCCUCUCCAUCCGCAUUUGCAGGGACAAGAUCACCCGCCGCUCUCUGGGCUACGCGUACGUCAACUACCAGCAACCGGUGGACGCAAAGCGGGCCCUGGAAACCCUGAACUUUGAUGUCAUCAAGGGCAGGCCGGUGCGCAUCAUGUGGUCCCAGCGGGACCCCUCGCUCCGCAAGAGUGGGGUGGGCAACGUCUUCAUCAAGAACCUGGGCAAGACCAUCGACAACAAGGCUCUGUACAACAUCUUCUCGGCGUUCGGCAACAUCCUGUCCUGCAAAGUGGCGUGCGACGAAAAGGGGCCCAAGGGCUACGGGUUUGUGCACUUCCAGAAGCAGGAGUCCGCAGAGCGCGCCAUUGAUGCGAUGAAUGGCAUGUUCCUGAACUACCGCAAAAUCUUCGUCGGGAGAUUCAAGUCGCAUAAAGAACGAGAGGCCGAAAGGGGAGCCUGGGCCAGGCAGUCCACCAGUGCUGACGUCAAGGAUUUCGAGGAAGACACUGAUGAGGAGGCCACCUUGCGAUGAAGACAUGCCAGGAAUGAGCCAGCCAGCAGAGCCAAACCUUGGCUCCCAUCCAUCCGGUUUACAACCCCCUUCUUUGCCCCCCCCCCAACCCACCAGCAGUGUAUUGUAUUGUACUGGGAGUGCAGGUCUCUCUGUCUCUGUCUCUGUCUCUGUCUCUCCCUCUCUGUCUGUCUCUGUCUCUGUGUUCCUCUCUCUCUCCCUCUUCUUCUCCCUACCUCCCCCUCCUCCCUUCCUCCCUCUCCCUCCUUCUCCCUCUCUCCUUCCCUCCUUUCCUACCCUCCUCCUCCCUCUCCCUCCCUUCUGCUCUCCCCACCUCUCUUCUCUGCCCCCCACCAAGGGCGUUGCUAAUAAUCUUGGUAAUCUGUGCCACUUGAUAGAUUAGAGGCUGCCUCAUCUCCUUGUGGGUUGGUUUAAAAACACUUUCAUUCUCUCUGUUCCCUACACAAGUAAUACAAUCUCUUGGUAGGAAUAUCAAAAAGGAGAAGCAUCCCUCAGAUGAGGGAAAACCAAGGGAGUAAUUGUUCCCCAUGAUCUGACUACCCAGAGACAACAACUUUUUGGUGUGCUGUUUUUCCAGGUUCUCCUCUGUCCCUUUCUCUCUCUCCCUUCCUGACUCCCACCCCACCUUUCCUUCUAACACACUGUUAUAGAAUGGUUCAUGUGUGUGGUGUUUCUUAACCCGCUUCUUCAGAAACAAACCAAACAAAAAUCAACCCAUUGAACUUCUUUCCAUGUUAUUCAACAGGCUUCCGAAAUGUCAUCUUCAGGGCCUGGGAGUGUAUGGAUGGAUCUUUAACAUUUCUGUCAUCAGUCCCGCAUUGUUGGACAUUCAGGUGGUGCCUAGCUCUUUUCUUGUGUUUAAACCCAACACUGCAUACUCUGAAGAAUGAAUCCUUCCUUGUCAACCCAAAUCUUUGCUAGCCUACCGGAUGGUCUUCUUAAUUGUGUACUUGCAGGAUCCACAAUAAAAUAUCCUUGCAGGAUAUUUUAAAGACUUUCCCUGUGUGUUGCCAAAUGGCCCCUUCAUGAGCAUUGUACUGAUUUGCAUCCAUGCCAGUCAGCACAGCUAUCUCCUGGUCACUGUAAUUGGUGUGUGUGUGUGUGUGUGUGUGUGUGUGUGUGUGUGUGUGUGUGUGUCUUGGCCAGUUUGAUAGGCUGCAAAUGGGAUUUCGCUGUUUGAGGUUGUUUUACUGGAUGUAAAUGAUCUUUAUCACCUCUUUUCCCUGUGCCCACUUCCUGCCCUUUUCCCCAUUGUCACCAAAAUCAUUCAAGUUCGUCGAAGGGAAAAGUUUAAAAAAGCAGACAAGUUAACAGAAGAGAUGUAAUAUCCCUACUAAUCAGUUCUAAUCGCCACCCAUAUCAUCCUGAAAUAUUUUCAUCCAUGUGUCUGUAAUAUUUUCCAAGAACUACCUGAAGCAUUUUUGGCUGUACCUUUAGUAUUUUUUUGCAUAUGUCAUAUAUGUAUAUAAGAAUGUAUAUACUGUUUUUAUAUCUGCUUUUUCACAGAAAAAUGUGUGUGUAUAUAUGUUUAUACACACAUACUUUUUAUUUCAUUUCAUGUCAUUAAAGUUAUUGUUAAAAAUA
Molecule: messenger RNA, 3089 nt
Organism: Mustela lutreola (European mink)
Lineage: Eukaryota; Metazoa; Chordata; Mammalia; Carnivora; Mustelidae
Product: polyadenylate-binding protein 1-like 2
Exons: 2
Coding region: 903-1505 (200 amino acids)
Cellular component (GO): ribonucleoprotein complex; nucleus; cytosol
Molecular function (GO): mRNA 3'-UTR binding; poly(U) RNA binding; poly(A) binding
Source: RefSeq, a predicted model, not a curated record